AUGUCGCACGCGUCUCCAUCAGUCACCGCACCCAUCUCGGGUCCGCAGUCCGCACGCGUCGGUCAACCACCGGCACCUUCGGCCUCCUUGGUCGCAAAGUACAGAGGCGCAACCGUCGAGGAUCUCCAAGUGCCUCCCGCCAUCUCGGUUCCUCGCUCCACCUCUAUUACCUCUGCUCUCCGUGUGGCGCUCGAUCAUGACUACUCGCAGCUCCCGCUCGUCAGUGAUAAGAACAGAAAGUUACUCGGAUACGUGCAGAAGGAUCGCCUAGAGGAGCAGGUCAAGGGCGGCAGCGGUGACAAGUCGGUGGCCACGAUCAUGACCAAGUUCUCCGGUGGCGCUUCUCCAUCUUCUUCUUCAGCGGGUGUUGCAGCCACGUAUACCGUCAUCACUCCGGACACGGGUCUGGCCGAGCUCGAAGUUUUCCUUCAGUCUCAACCUUUUGCCUUUAUCACCGACCCAGGCAGAGCCUUUGUUCUUGGCGUAGCUACGCAAGAGGACCUCUCCAAAUAUGUCUCGAGACGUGGCCUUGACGGUAUUCGAUCCGGUGCUGCCACUCCGACACAAGCUACCACAUCGACUACUGCUGCUACCGAAGUAGACAACGACGAGCCCAUGCCGUCUACCUCUGUUGGUGUUCCUGCUGGCCAGGCAUCCGCAUCCUCUUCAUCUGCUGCUGCUGCCACUGCUGCAGCCUCGUCAACGCAGGUCUCAACUCAACCCGUCCUGACGCGUCGCGAAGAGGAGGAAGCGAGAAAAGACCGCACGCUCGCCGAAUUUAUGCAGCUUCUCGACGGAUACACGCCUUUGAUACCCGACCAGGUUACCGACUUUUACCUUGAAAAGGUAGGCUUCGAAUGUCACGAUCCAAGACUGAAGAGGCUUCUAUCGUUGGCAGCUGAAAAGUUCGUCAGCGACAUUGCGGCAGAUGCUUUCCAGUACGCGCGCAUUCGAACCAACGCCGGCCCAGGAGGUCGUCCUCGUGGUCAGGUUGGUGCAGGCGCCGCGGGAGCCAGUGGCGCUGCGGCUGGUGGUGCAACAGGCGGUGCAGCUCCUGCCGGCGCAAGGGAUCGCUCCAGGACCGUGCUCACAAUGGACGAUCUGUCUGCCGCUCUUGGCGAGUAUGGCAUCAAUGCACGCCGGGCCGAAUAUUUCCGCUAG
This is a messenger RNA of Mycosarcoma maydis (corn smut), 1161 nucleotides long. RefSeq lists its product as uncharacterized. Gene Ontology annotation, cellular component: transcription factor TFIID complex; nucleus; SAGA complex. Gene Ontology annotation, molecular function: RNA polymerase II general transcription initiation factor activity; promoter-specific chromatin binding. The transcript has a single exon. NCBI's taxonomy places the organism in Eukaryota, Fungi, Basidiomycota, Ustilaginomycetes, Ustilaginales. The coding region runs from base 1 to 1161 and encodes 386 amino acids. The record is from RefSeq and is a predicted model, not a curated record. Gene Ontology annotation, biological process: transcription initiation at RNA polymerase II promoter.